CAUCACCCAUCACCAUCACAUCAACCCAUCAAACCACCAUCAAUAACCACCGCUUGCUCACCUGCUUCUUCAACUGCCCAUGACCACUCCGACACGACCACACCAAAGCAGCUGAAGGGGAAAUAUAGCAGAAAAAUAAAAUAAAAAAAUAAAAAAACAAACAAACAAAAUUACACCGUCUUCUCCUUGCGGGGAUUCUUCCAUUGUCUGGCCUUGAAGCUGAAGCUGUAGCGUCGCGACAUGUCCGCCAUACCCCAACGCCGGUAGAGCUCUCUGACCAAAGGCGACAUUCGUUGGGUCACCCACUCCGCCACCGGCAAAAUGGAUUUACUGCAGAAGGAACAUCAACGGCUCUGGAAGCGCGCUCACACUGGGAAGAGCAUCAAAGAUGUGCAGGCCACAAUUGACCUCCUCCAGGAGGCAAGAAACAACAUUGCCGAAAAUCCCAGUUCAGCAUCCAUAACUUUGGCAAAGCUACAAAACCCUGUGAAGGCUUCCUUCGAUGCGACCAACGACAGUCUCAAGGACGCCCAUAGCGGCCUGAACAAAUAUACCAAAGCCCUGGACAAACUCUUUAAGGACAAGCCUCUGCCUUAUGACGCUUUAUCAGCACAGCCAGCGCUGGUGAACAGAGCUAUUGCCAUGCACCUACUUCGAGAGGGCCAGUUUUCCGUUGCCUCUACAUUUUUAUCGGAAGUGGCCAAAAAUCCAACUCCCGCACAACCCACUUCGGAUCAAUCCGAUUCUGACACCGCCAGCAUUGCCAUGGAAAUGGAGCAAAUGCAAUCAGGUGAUAUCAGGAAACAGUUUGUUCUCAUGUAUCAAAUCCUACAUGAGUUGAAAGAGCAACGAAACUUAAUACCGGCCAUACAAUGGGCCUCGGAACAUCGACACCUAUUGGAAGCAAGGGGGAGCAAUCUAGAGUUUGAGCUGUGCAGGUUGCAGUUCGUGUGGCUAUUCCACGGAGGCAAAAAUCCGCAAACGCCGAUGGCGGUUGGCCGGCAGCUGGCAUUGGAAUAUGCCAGGAACGAGUUUUCGACUUUCCAGAGAAGGCAUCUGCCAGAAAUCCAACAAUUAAUGGGGGCUAUGGCAUUUUGUCCUAAUCUCGCAGACUCCCCCUACAAAAACAUUUUUAACAACCCUUCCUCCUGGAACGAUGUAGCACACUCCUUCACCCGUGAAUACUGCUCUUUGCUGGGUCUAGCAGCAGAAUCCCCUCUAUAUAUAGCAGCUACAGCUGGCGCGAUUGCACUCCCCACGCUACUCAAGCUACAAACCAUUAUGAAAGAGAAGCGGACAGAAUGGACAUCCCAGAACGAACUUCCGGUUGAAAUCCCCCUCCCACCGUCAUACCAAUUCCAUUCUAUCUUCGUCUGCCCGGUUUCGAAAGAACAAACCACCGAUGAAAACCCACCCAUGAUGAUGCCUUGUGGUCACGUCAUUGCGCAGGAAUCUCUCAUGAGACUUAGCAAGGGCUCUCGAUUUAAAUGCCCGUACUGCCCGAACGAAAGCCAUCCAAAAGACGCCCAGAAAGUGUUCUUGUAGCUCAGAGGAAAAGGGAAAACACUAACACGACGUCUUAGGUUUGCUACUUGAUUUUUAACUUCAACUUUUAUUUAUUUACUUAUAUACAAUCUCCCUGGGGCAUUUGCGGAGUUUCUUUCUUUCUUUCUUUCCUAUUUUUUUUUUUUUUUUUUUUUUUUUUUCCAAACUGGCUUUGACGAGUAUCCUCAAACUGUCAUUAUUCAUAACGGCGCAGUGGAGUUGGGAAGGGCUGGCUGGGCUAGGGAUAGGGCUGUCUUGUCUGCCUGUAAAAGGACAGGGCAAGUUUGUGCUGGCUGGAGCAGUGAAUGUCAUUUACAUCGUUUGUUUUUAUUCGUCUUAACAGCUCUUUAUUUGGCUCUUUCCUUUUUUAAACUUUUUUGGAUCAAAAAAAUGGCUUGCCUACUCGCGUUAUUGUAUUUCAGAUGAUUAAAUAGAUCGAUUUGAUAUCGUCUUCACCGCGAUUUCGUCAGGACCAACC
This is a messenger RNA of Blastomyces dermatitidis ER-3, 2023 nucleotides long. RefSeq names its product ubiquitin-protein ligase RMD5. The transcript has 4 exons. The record is from RefSeq and is a predicted model, not a curated record. NCBI's taxonomy places the organism in Eukaryota, Fungi, Ascomycota, Eurotiomycetes, Onygenales, Ajellomycetaceae. The coding region runs from base 322 to 1545 and encodes 407 amino acids. Gene Ontology annotation, biological process: proteasome-mediated ubiquitin-dependent protein catabolic process. Gene Ontology annotation, cellular component: nucleus; GID complex; cytoplasm. Gene Ontology annotation, molecular function: ubiquitin protein ligase activity.